Molecule: messenger RNA, 1257 nt
Organism: Peronospora belbahrii
Lineage: Eukaryota; Oomycota; Peronosporomycetes; Peronosporales; Peronosporaceae
Source: the annotation of a GenBank genome assembly
AUGUUACAGCGAGUAUUAUCUCAAGAAAACGUAGACGAGCGUCGACGUGCGUUAUUUCACGCCAGCGGCAUCACAACGUACCGCCAAUUGCUUCAACGCCCUUUGUGGGAUGUCGCGCAUGUUGCCGACCUAUCAGUAUACGAAACCGAGAAAUUAUUGACAAAGCUUUCGAUUCGACUGGCCCCAGCAAGCCAAUCGGCGCUCGGCAUGUUUUUGGACAGUGCCAAUCACCCGACAUUCUUGCGCACAGGGCUUCCAGGCAUCGACCAGGCUCUAAAUGGAGGACUUCAUUGCCGAGCGUUGUCAGAGUUUGUGGGCACUGCUGGAAUAGGCAAGAGUCAAGCAGCCAUGACACUUGCAGUAGUGUGUGCGCUGGACUAUCCGGAAAACGGGGUCAUAUACUUUGACGUAGAGCACAACUUUAGUGCUAAACGAUUACUACAGAUAACCAUUACGCGGAUUCGACAAACCUAUGCAGGUCAAGAAGCAGACAUCAACGAGCUAGCGGCAGCCGUCGUACGACGCAUUCGUGUUGUCAAAGUUAGCUCUAUCGCAGCGUUUGUUGCCAAAUUCAAGGAGGUAGAAAAUGCUAUUUGCUCGCUCAAGAUCAAGCUUCUCAUUAUUGACUGCGUGACAACGCUUUUUCUUAAGGCGAAUGGCUUAACUCACGCGCAGCGCCAGCAUCAGAUGCUGCGGUUGGCAAGAGACUUGAAACUUUUCGCUGACACGUACGAAGUGUUCAUUGUUGUCACAAAUCGUGCAACUACAGUUGAAGGCGAUAGUGGAUUGUAUACAAAGCCGCAGCUAGGUGAAAGUUGGGCGCACUGUGUCACCACUAGGUUUGUCAUGGAGCGGCGUUCUUUGGGUCGCGCAAUGACGAUUAUGAAGUCGUCCGUAGCAGGAUACGUCGUGCAGCCAUUUACAAUCAAGGAAGGCGGUAUUGUAGCUGUUGAAGACGCAAGUAAAGCAGCAGCUUCAGACGACUUUACCAUUCACGACGAACUCCUGAGUGGUAUGGCACUUACAGGUCUACCUAUGCUAGAUCCCUGCAAUGUACAGUUAACACAGCCGGAAAACGGAGAGGACCCUGAUACAACGCAGUGUGUUGAGCAAAGCGACGAAGAUCCUCCGUCAUCUCAAUCGUCCCAUCCAGGAAAAGUGCAAGAAACCGAGUUUAGCAGCUUUGACAUCGUGCCCGAUUCCAACUCCGAUGAAGAUCAUGAGUCGUUCGACUGGCAUAACGUCACUGAAGAGUAA